Molecule: messenger RNA, 1099 nt
Organism: Trichobilharzia szidati
Lineage: Eukaryota; Metazoa; Platyhelminthes; Trematoda; Strigeidida; Schistosomatidae
Source: the annotation of a GenBank genome assembly
GAGAUCUGGUGGCUUUUAUGACCACGAAGAUGGCGCUAGUGAAGAGUUGUGGAUUAUGAUGAGUGUAUUGGGCUUUAAAUCAAAUUUGCAGUGCCUAAGUUUUUACUUCAAAAGCUACUGCUGGAAAUCGUUAUCCCAACGCAACACAUACCUUCCAUAAAAUCUCAAUGUUCUGUUGCAGGAGCGAAGAAUAUAAAGAGCAAAACCGCAUUAAUAAGGAGAUUGAGAAGCAGUUGAAACGUGACAAAAAGGAUGCACGUCGAGAACUAAAACUUCUCCUCCUAGGUACCGGUGAGUCUGGAAAAAGUACCUUCAUUAAACAAAUGCGGAUUAUCCAUGGUGCUGGUUAUUCGGAUGACGAGAGACGAACUUUCAUUAAAAUUGUCUAUCAAAAUAUCUACAUGGCUAUGUUUACAAUGAUUCGUGCUGUAGAAAGCCUGAAAAUUCCAUAUGAAAACCCAGCAAACAAGUCGUAUGCCGAAGCAAUUCGUGAGAUCGACUAUGAAACUGUCACCACUAUGGAACCUCAGCAUGUUGUAGCCAUUAAAUCAUUAUGGGAUGAUCCUGGAAUAAAAGAGUGUUAUGAUCGUCGUCGUGAAUACCAGUUAACAGAUUCAGCUAAAUACUAUCUAGACAAUCUUGAUCGAAUCUCCCAACCAGACUAUUUACCGACUCUACAGGAUAUCCUCAGAGUUCGAGUCCCUACUACAGGUAUUGUAGAGUACUUAUUUGAUCUGGAUUCGAUUAUAUUCCGAAUGGUUGAUGUCGGUGGUCAACGCUCUGAGCGUAGAAAAUGGAUCCAUUGUUUUGAAAGUGUUACAUCAAUUAUGUUUCUAGUCGCCUUGUCAGAGUAUGAUCAAGUUUUAGUGGAAUCUGAUAAUGAGGUAAGUCGGUCAGUCAGUCAGUCUUGUGAUGUGUGUAUGUUCACAUUGUGAAGGUGUGUGUGUAAAUCUUAUAAUACCUCCUUUUCUCUCUCUCUCAUUGAGAUGAGUUUUGAAUAAGUUUCAUUUUGCACUAUUCAAAUUAUAUCGUGUCGAACGUCAUAAGAAAAAAGGGAUUAGAUUAGUUUAUGUGAGUGUGUGUGUGUGUUUGCGUGUUU